AUGGCCGCCUUCCGGCAGCUGAAACUUCUUCUCUGGAAGAACUGGCUGGGUGUCAUCAGACAGCCGUUAUGGUCCCUGACCCUGAUCAUCUGGCCUCUAAUCAUCUUCAUCAUUACCAUCGUGACCCGCAACCACUUCCCUGCAGUGAUAAAAGACACAUGUUAUGUCGGACCUCGAAAUCUACCCAGCACAGGCUUCUUCCCUUUCCUGCAGACCCUCAUGUGCACCACAGACAGCAACUGUCAUAAUAAGUCACAUCUGGUGAACCCAGCUGGAUCAAAGUCACAUAGAUCAUCACGGACUGCAAGAUCGACCCUUGAGGGUUCCCCAUUGAUAGACCUGCUUCAAUCGGGAGAUUCUUUCAACUUUGGUUUGUCCAAUGACUCCAGCAACAAUCAUGCAGCAGUUAUUGAGGCCUGGAGCAAUGUCUUGGGUCUAUCUAACAGAGGAAACCCUAACAAUGAGUCUUUCAUGAACAUCAACACUACUCUUCUGACUGAUCAGGGGGCCAUGAACGAUAUGCUGGAGUCAGUGAACAUGCUGAAGAAGGCUUUCUGCUCCAUAGCUCUGCCCAUGGUUAACGCAACAUCACCCAACGCCGCCACUUAUGCUGUGGUCACUUUCUGCAAGUCCAAUGACACUGUGUUUGAAGUUACUCUCCUGACGUUUAACCAGAUUCUGACGCAGUUGAUGUUAACAAAACCAGAUGAGACAAUGACUGUGGCUGGGAUGGCUGUGUUGGUGUUUGAUCAGCUGCAAAAUCAGACUUCAUUGUGGGAGAGCCUUCUAGCCCUUCCCGAGCUCUUCUCUGCAAGCUCUCUUGACGAAGUGCUGAACAACACAGAGACCCUUCUCACCGAUAUACAGGGAGCUAUGCAUGUCAUCCAGAGUAAUUUCCCUGAAGUCAGCGCCUCAGUCUCAGUAGUACAGCCAGUGCUUGUUGGAGGCAUCAACAUGAUCUACUAUCUUAAAAAUUGGCCUGGCAAAGAUGUGUCUGUUGCCCUCGGAGAUGUUGUCACGUUGCAGAAUGACUCACUGAGUGAAAUUGUGAAACGGGUUUUACAAGAUGUCCGCAUACCACUGGAUAAGGCUAUCGGCCUGACUUUGGACAGAUACACGGUGCGUUCCUACUUGUGUGAGAACAGCACUAUGUGGCUAACAGCAGCGUGCACCACUGGCGCAGUGGACAUGGUUCUGGGCUGGAUCAGUCCUGACAAGGUGGCCAAGCAGACUCUCCUGGCAUGGAGUAAAGAUGUUGCUCAACAUGAUUUGGCUUUUGCCAAAGGGCUGCUCCACAGUCUGAUGGGAGGUCCAUCCCCAGGGGGUCAGGGAGGCUCCAAUAUCACAAGGACCCAGCGUAGUGUUGAUGAACAACCACAAAACAUUGAGGAAGAGCUGUUUUUGAGUGUCGGUCCUGUGGUGAUGGAAAUGAUAAAAAAUGUCCCUGAGUUGGACAUGAUUGUCAGGGGCCUCCUGAGAGCUGGCUUCCAGUCCAUGAAGACAGCGACACUGGCUGUUGACACUGUCGAGGGUAUGAUGGAUCAUUUCUUGAACGAUGCUGGUCACAUCCAAAUGACUUAUCUUACUUUGCUGACAAACAAAACGGAGGCAGAUGUUUGGAUCAGUCGUCUCCUGGCCAGUGGGAUGGAUGUGAUUAUGAAGAGUUUGGCAUCUGAGCCUUCAUCAUGUGAGGACCUCCUGGCUCCCUUCGAGUGGCUGUUAUCAACCAAGAGCGUAGACAUUGAGGUGUGGCGAUCAAUCAUCUGCCAAAACGCAUCUAUUGCACAGCAGUCUCUACUGAUGGAGUGGCUGCCAUUGAUUCAGACGGGACAAGAGUUGUACAGCACUCUGACAAGCCAGGCAGACUACAAUGUCACACUUCCCAUGAUUCUCUCUGAGUGGCACAAGUUGUACAAUAACACUCAGAGGUUUGGAGUGUUUCUGAACAGACUGGCCACAGAGCUGGGUGAACAAUACUGGAUGAACUGGAUGACAGGCAACAGCACUUAUGAUGUUACUGGGACUCUUCAACAAAGUGUCUUGAUGUUCAUGGUGGAUUCUGGAGAAAAGAUUGAGAAUAGUCAACUGUGGCCCCAGGUAAAGAACUAUUUCCACAUGGCCUACUGGAUUUUGAACUACAGGCCUGGUGUCACAACUCAGCCAGCAAACUGUUCUGUAAACGUCAACACUUUAAACAUUCAUUGUGAUACUGGUUUGAACUGGCACCAGUUUGUUCAAGCAUUGGCUGAGGUGCUGAUGUCACCAAACGAAGACGUCGUGCUGAAUUGUCUCAGAGGAACAGUGAAUCUUUUGCAGUAUGUCUAUGGUGACACUUACAGAUAUUUGACAGCAUCAUAUUUGAAAAAAGAAAUCAAAGGUGGUGAUGCGCUCUCUGCAUACAUGAUUAACCUGAUGAAAAACCUGGAUGGAUUUGUUCAGAAUAUCUCCAGCCUUUCUGACCAAAACAUUGCUGAUGUCAUGCCUUCCCUCAUUGCCAGCCUGUUACAAUCCACAGGUCUGACACCACUGCAGCCUCUUCUCUUCAGCAACAGCCCCAUAGAUGCCGCCAAAGUUCUUGAUGUUGCCUCAAAGCUUGGCAGGCUUAACCAGCACAUUUUUACUUUCAAUGAGUCUGACCCAACAAUGCCUGAAUUGGAGCGGUUAAUAAUGCAGUUCCUCUCCUUGGAGGGUAACCUCACCUUGUCUAUUCCCCACAUCAUGGGUCACACUCUGCUCACGUAUUCUGACUACUUCCAUCCUGAUGAUGUGGCCCGUUUCAGAGAAGCCAUUCAACCUUUCACCAACCAAACCUCAGCAGGCAUUGUAGAGGCCAUCCUUAGUGCUAUGGAGCUACUGAAGACAGUGUUGGAUUCUCCAAAUGGUGACCCAACUAACAUCAUCAUUGGGUACAUACGCCAGCUUCAAGAAUUUGUGGUGUCUCUGUACAGACUGCGAAAAAUCGAACAUCAUGUGUUACCGAAUGGGCAGGUGAGCACAGCUCAAGUCACUGACCUCCACCUGCUGUCCAAAGAUUUUCUCAACCUCCUCACCCCUGAAGCCCUACAGAACCUCACUCAGGCUGGUCCGGAUGCUGCCCAGAACCUUGUUAUACAGAAAUUUGUAGCAUUCCUCCCACCUGAAGUCCAACAGGAAGCUGCUCUCUUUCUCCACGACUUCAAAACUCUGCAGGAUCAGAUGACCUCAUGUGCAACAGGCCAGGAUUGUUUGACCGGGAUUUCAGAAAUCUUCACAUUCACUGAUCAGAUAUUAGAUAUGAUGCUCUCAGCCAAUGGUAGUGUCACCAUCACACUAGCUUCACCCAACUCUGUUCUGGGGGGAAAGGAACGAAAUGAAAUUGCAUCAAUUUUCUUCUCACUCCUCCUGUCUCCAAGGGAUACUUCCAAUGUGGAAACAUUCAAACAGACCCUUCAUUUCAUCAGACAUGUCAUGGCAACACCAAAUAUUACUGUGUCUCAAAUCCAGAAUGCUCUGAGACAGUCAAACCUAACCCUUGAAGAGCUGAAUCACAUUGCUGCCAUAGUUGGUGCUGCCAACAUAAACGACCUCUUGGUGAAUAUAAUGGAGAUUGCCAAUGCUCGCAAGUGUUUUGAACCACAGCACAAUCAAACGGUGACAGCCCAGUGUGUUAUGGAACUGAUAAAUGGGGUCAGUGGUUUCCUGACACACAUACCCGCUCUCCAAAAUGAGACAGCCAUCCUCUCUUUCAUCCCAUUGAUCGUCAACAGAGCUAUCAGUGAUGUCAUCCAAGUUGACUUUAGCUCCAAUCCAAUGGCUCUCAUACAUGUCCUGAACAUCACCCUAGCCAAUAUCAAGACGAACCUCCACCUAACACACCUGAACACUCCAGAGAUCAUGAAUGAAAUCAAAGUGAUGGAAGGCCUGUUAAAAGUAGCCACCAACUCUGAAACUUUGAACCGCAUCUUUGGCAUCAUCAAUGCCUCCUCGACAGAGAACCCCAUGGAAAUUCAGAAAGCAUACUUGGAGAUUGUAGAAUGGUACUUAAAAAAGCUGGAGAAUGUUACAAGCCAAAGUUCAUUCUCAGAUCUCCUCAAUCCCUUUUUCUCUCUCACACAAAUGCAAGUGACAUUACAGCUGGCACAGGCAGAUUUGAAUUUGUUUGUUGAGGACCAGGUUGAUAAUCUUAUUAGCAACCUUCAGUACCCAAUAGAUGGUGCAGGGGUGAUUCAAAUUGGCCAAACAACAGUUGAGAUUCUCCAGGGUGUACUUGAAAACAUAAAGUCAAACCUUCUAGUUCAGAAUGACAUUGCCCAAAGCCUUGGUUCAGAGCCGAUAAUCAACACAACCCUUGUGCAUGCUGCUGAGUUUCAAAUUAAGCUAUACCUCAACCUCAUACAGCAGUGGAUGAAACAACCCAAUGUCACAUCAGUCCUCACUAGUAUGCUCCAAUGGGGAAACUCCUCCAUGAACAUCUCCACCCCUGUAACAGACAUCCACCACCUGCUGAAGACGAUGGUUCAUUUUUUCAAUGAUGAUCAACUGACCUACCUCUCUAUCAUUGGCAACAUCACCCAGUCCCUCAGCAAAGCCCUGAUGGUGGCAGAGCAACCAGGUGGCUUACAGAGUGACCACUUCUUAGCUGCUAUCUUAGAAGCACUCCAAAAUGCUAUGCAGAUCCUGACUGCAUCCACAGGCCCCCUGCCACUUUCUGCACAGCAAAACAUCCAGGAAAUAGUGCAAGAUUCACUAAAACUCAUCCUCCAACCAGACUUGAGCUUUGCCUCAUCAGUUAACAUCUCUCUCCUCAUCCUCAAGAGAGCUGAGAUUGUCAUUCAACAGAUAGUACCAGAGAUGUUCGCUGAAUAUCUGCUUUCUGGAAUUAAAGUCGUGACUGCUUAUUUUGAGAACAUCUCCACAGCCAGUGGACAAGACAACUGGAAUCAGAUGAUUGUGAAUCAGAUGAAGACAGUCCAAAGCCUCCUGCCACCCAACAGCACAGCCCAGAACUAUGUUUCUGCCCUCAUUAACAUCACUCACUUCAUCUUGGAGUCUGGCCAAGGCAACAUGAGUCUCUGGGCAAGUUUUCAGGAUGCAUCAGGAGAAAAUUUACCAGCGAUUAUUGGCCAGAUGAGCAAACUCCUGAGCAUGCUUUGGCCACUUGUUAUGGGAGGCCCAGGCUCACAUACAACAGCUCCAUCACUGGAGAGCUUCUCUCAUAUUGUUCCUGUCCUGGAACAGGUGAUGACUGGAAAGGCAGACCAAGAAACCUGGGACAAGCUUGAAAAGAUGCUGAAGUCCAUACUGUCAACCCUUGAAGGAACUGAGCUAUGGGACAAUGCCACAUCUGUUGUCCCACUAAUUGAAAAAAUCAUAGGAAGUUUGGUGAACAACAUACAAGCAGAGAACGCAUUGAUACUAAGCCUUCAAAUUCCUGUGAUGACCCUGAUGAAAGAUAUCGCACAGUCUGUGAAUACCAGUCAUUUUGUCAUGUCUGAGGUCUCGGAAAAAAUGCAGCACGCGAUUGAACGCACGUUGCAGGUGGUCCAACAGGCUAAUGGUACAUUGGAGUGCAGUGAAGUUCUCAAAGCAUGGGAGCCAGUAAGAGAGGCAGCCGGUUUAAACAACAACACCAUGGCUAUGUGGUGCAACAUCAGUCUGCAGCCUGUUCUAGACGCUUACACUGCAUCCCAGACUGUCUACAUGAACAUGAGUCUCACAAAUGUUGGACCAGUGACUGCGAGCACCACAGCUGCCAAGAUUGUCAAGUCUGUAAAGUCAUUCUACCAAGUCAACAUCAACCGCACACUUGUGACCGAGCAGUUCAUCAUGGCUUUCUGCAACCAGUUCAGUGGACUGGCAGGCCAGCCUCUCAGCCCUGAGGCACAGCUUUACUGGUACAAGCAGUUUCAAGACAUGCAGCUGCAAAACAGUUUGUCUUCCAUCAAGUUGCUCUCAGAUGAGCUGCUAAAGGCGGCCCCCUUCCUCCAUCCAUAUAUUGAGGGUGUAGAGAAAGCACUGAGCCACAUCCUGAAAAACUACCACCUCAUUCAAAACAGCAGCUCAUCCCAGGACCUCUUCACAGAGGCAGCAAUGAUCCUCCUAUCCUCUGCAAACAUCACCUCGGAUAACAUCUUCUCCAUGAUGUGGGGAGAUUUUUCUGGGCUCAAUGAGACAUCGCUUGUGGACAUGAUGAGGGAAGCUGUUAAACUGAUGAUCAACUUGAAGGUAUUCGGGGACGCGCCUAUGGUUUACCAAGCCUUGGAACAAUUUCUUGCGUCUAACGACACAAGACUGAUUGUGGAGAAGGUGGCCGAGAUGUCUGCAUGGUUGGCCUCCACUAAUGCGUCUGGACUGGACCUGUUGACUCAGGCUCUGCCAAAAAUAUAUGAAAUCAUCAGUUCCAUCCUGACCCAGACAAGUACGGACAUGGGGUUGUACGAAGACCUAGCUGGAAACAUAAUUGCAAUGUUGAGGCAACUGGUAAGCACUGGUGGUCUUCUGCCCCACAUGGACCACCACGUGAGUAUGUUUCAGUCGGCAAUGACAAGCAGUAACCAUAUGGCGAAGAUCCGACACAGACGUGAGGCCCCAAUGAUGCCCAUAAGAGACCCCAUGGAUGAUUUCAUAGACCUGUUCUACAUUGACUACCCAGCAAUGUUCAAAGCCAUCUCUGUCCCUCCUGUCACAGAGGAAAUUAUAGACACAGCCCAUGUGUUCUUCGCCAAUCCUGAUCUGAGUAUUGUGAUGAAGGGCGCUACAAGAGACCUGCCGUGGGGCUUGAAUACAUCUCGGGAAGAGACCAUUGAUGCUGCUCUUGGAGUGCUCUCCUACCUCACCCUUCCUGGCCUGUUUCAGAUGUCAUCAAUGGAUCACUUGAAGAAUGCUGUUGGUAUGCUUCCUGAUGGCUUUCCAUUCUCCAUGGUACUUAAAAAUAUCACCAGAGCGCUUGCCAGUGAACCUCAAGAAAACCUGAUCCUCAUGCAACAGACCAUUGAGACAGCUGCUAACCUCUUCCAGACCAACCUGACAAGUCUCAAAGAGCAACUUGGCCACCUGACAUCCCAGGUGUGCGCCGUGGAGAAAACGGAGACUGUGCGUGUGCUGAUGUGGAGCUUAUCCAUAGAGCCUGGUCAACUGUGUCAAACUUUCCUACCCAGCCUGCAGCUCUUGCUUGAGAGCUUGAUGAUGAACACGACUGCUAUGUCUGAUGCCAUCUUCCAGACCGUCAUUGGAGACCCCAGCACCUAUGAUGUCCAUCCAACCUGGACUUCUGUCAUAAGUCGAAGUUUGGGCUUUAACACCAGCAGCCUGAGCUCUCUCAGCAUUAACAUCACGUCUCCAGUGGUGCUGUUUGGUGAGUUGCUGAGGAAUAAAACGGCCUUUGUUCUGGACGUUCAAAAGCACAUGGAUUUUGAUCCAACUGCUCUUACGCUGCUGAUGGCGUCGCCACUACCAAACAACAAUUUACAGAUCCUAUCAUGGUUAGUCAACCUGCGUAACUGCGAUUGUAAAGCAGCUGUGAACAUGACACCGACGGAUGCGAUCAUCUUCAAGACCUUCUGCUCCAUGUCUGUCGAGGAGUGGUACACCUGGUCACUGCUGAUGGCUGAACAUCUGAACACGGAAAAACUCAUCUACAAACUGGUAUUGACUGAAGACAUGCAGAGCCUGGUGGGUGUCAUGCUUGAGAUGGCUAACAUGUUAACCAACAUGAUGGACAAGAUGCUUCCUGCUGUUCAGCAACUGCAAAGCUACAUGGUCUCCAUCAAAGACCUCAACCUGGUAGCCAACAACGAAUUUAAACAAAUGACAAGAGGACAGAGGGCACACAUCUCAAGCAAAGCUACAUUCGUCACCCUCUCUCGAGCGCUGUGCAGUAACGGUAUCCUGGCUCUGUUUGGAAUCUCCAAAUUUCCCAUCAAAUCGGAAAACCAUUCCCUGCAUGACAACCCCCAGAGGGAGGAGAUGAUCGAUAGGUUCAAGAUUCCUAGAGAUGCCUCUCCUUUUUGUAUGAACAUGUACCUGGACAUGGUUAACACCACAGGAGGAGCCAUCGCCUGGGCCUUCCUCAAACCAAUGCUGAUGGGUGAAAUCCUCUUCACCCCUGACACACCAAUCACCAGGGAUAUAAUGCAGAAGGCCAAUAGCACAUUGCAGGAGUUUGCAAAUCUGAGGCAGUACUCCAAGAAAUGGAUUGAAUCCUCCAACUACAUCAUAAAGUCUGCCGAAAUACUAAGCCACACGUUGCCAAUGCUGCAGAAUUCCCUCGGCAAUGCCUUUGUGAAGAAUUUCAUUGAGAUGCAGACAGACAUCAAUGUCGACAGUAUGAAGGAGACGCUCACCAACUUCUCUAACAUGACAGUGAUGCUGGGGAAGAACAGACAUGUGCUGAAUCAGAUCACCACCUUGUCCACCCUGAUGAUGAACCUCUCCUCCUGUGUCAAAUUUGACCGCUAUCGUGGCUAUGACAGUCCUGAAGAACUCGACACUGUGGCUCAGGACCUCGCCAAGAACCGUAAUCUCUAUGCAAGUGUCGUCUUCAAGCUUCCCAAAGAUAACAACUCAUCCAGGAAGGCAAGGUCCUCCUCCUCCACGUCCUCCCUGCCUCCCAAGAUCAGCUACACUAUCCGCAUGCAUAUGGACAAUGUCAUGCGCACUGACCGGGUCCGUGACCCCUACUUUGUGAAGGAUUCACACAUCUCUGCCAGGCAGACGCUGCGCUACAACCGGGGCUUUGUGUACCUGCAGGAAAACAUUGAUCGGGCUAUCAUUGAGCUCCAGACUGGACAGAAAGUCACAGACCCAGCCGUCCAGCUUCAGCCCUUCCCCUAUCCAUGCCAUCAACGCGAUGAGUAUCUGGAGGCCAUCUCUUUUGUCUUCCCACUCAUGCUGAUGAUCGCCUGGGUUCUGUUUGUGGCUGAUUUUGUGAAGAAACUGGUUCAUGAGAGAGAGCUGAGGCUGCAUGAGUACAUGAAGAUGAUGGGAGUCAGCCCGGUCAGCCACUUCUUUGCCUGGUUCUUGGAGUGCACUGCUUUCCUAGUAUUCACCGUCUUCAUCAUCACACUGGUGCUGAAGUACGGCGGCAUCCUCUCACACAGCGACGGCUUCCUCCUUUUCUUGUACCUCUGUGACUACAGUUUGAGCAUCCUGGCCUUCAGUUACCUGGUCAGCUCCUUCUUUGACAAGACCUACAUUGCUGGUCUCAGUGGCAGCCUCCUUUACAUCCUCUUCUUUUUCCCCUUCAUUGUGGUCAUGGCCCUGGAGACCAAUCUCUCCUUUGCCCAGAAGAGCGGCUUGAGUUUAUUCUCCCCGACCUGUUUCAGUUACGCCAGUCAAUAUGUCUCUCGCUACGAGUCCCAAGGAGAAGGAAUUCAGUGGAGCAACUCAUACAAGUCGCCCAUAGCUGGAGACACGGCCUCAUUCGGUUGGCUGUGCUGGCUGAUGCUCAUUGACUCCAUCUUCUACUUCAUGAUCGGGGGUUACAUUCGUAUGGUCUUCCCAGGGCAAUAUGGCAUCGCAGCACCCUGGUACUUCCCCUUCACAACCUCCUUUUGGUCUGACGUGUGCUGCUGCUUUAAGUCACAGAACAAAGGAGGCAAAGGACGCCUAUUCACCAACAUCAUGCAUAAAAACCAGCCUGUCCUCUCUGAUGACAAGGAAAAAGGCAAGAACACUCUUUCCAGCCAGGCAGGAGAGGAUUUCUCAGAGCUCCGAGAAGGCGUCGCCCUCCAUGGUCUCAGCAAGAUCUAUGGCGACCACAUAGCCAUUCAAAACCUUAAUGUUUCUUUCUACGAGGGCCAGGUCACUUCACUGCUUGGUCACAAUGGAGCUGGCAAGACCACCACCAUGUCUCUCCUGACUGGCCUAUUCGCCCCAUCAUCCGGCACUAUUGAAGUGUAUGGCAGAGACAUGCUGACAAACAUGGACGACAUUCGGAAGGAGCUGGGUGUCUGCAUGCAAUACGAUGUCCUCUUUGACCACAUGACAACCAAAGAGCAUCUGCUGCUGUAUGGUCAGAUCAAGGCCCCGCACUGGUCACACAGGGAACUGCACGAGCAAGUCAGAACGAUCCUAGAGGAGACAGACAUGCAUGCUCACAGACACAAGCGGGUGGGCACCCUGUCGGGUGGCAUGAGGCGCAAGCUGUCAAUCUCCAUCGCCUUCAUAGGGGGUUCCCGCAUGGUGGUUCUGGAUGAACCCACCACAGGAGUCGAUCCCUGCUCCAGGCGCAGCAUCUGGGACAUUGUUAUCCAGCAUAAAAAACAACGCACUAUCAUCAUGUCCACUCACCACCUGGAUGAGGCUGAAGUUCUGAGUGACCGCAUAGCCUUCCUGGAGAAAGGAGGAUUAAAAUGCUGUGGAUCCCCCUUCUACCUGAAAGACAAGCUGGGUCAAGGCUACAAACUCACGCUCACCAAGAAGGUGCAGAAUGUAGAAUCUGAGCAGCUUGAUAAUGCUGACCUGAAGAACUUUGUCCAAGCCCAUGUACCUGAAGCGCGACUGAAGGAGGCCCAGGGGGGCGACCUGGUCUACUCACUGCCCCCGUUCACCUCAUCCAACGCUUCCUCAUACCGCUCCCUCAUGACUGCACUGGACGCCAACCUGGAUUCACUGCAGCUCGGGGGCUAUGGCAUCUCUGAUACCACACUAGAGGAGGUGUUCCUCCAGUUGACUCAAGGAAACACAGAACCCGGAGAUGAAGACAAACCCCUGUCAGUCUCAGAAACAGUGUCUGACACCACAUCCAUAGACAGUUUCCCUUCAGACGCCAAUGGGAGCAUCUCCAGCUUUGGUGACCAGAGCAAGCUCACUGGUUCGUCCGUGGUACGCGGCAUGGCUCUGGCCUGGCAGCAGAUGAUAGCCAUACUGAUCAAGAGGUUCCACCACAGCCGUAGAGAUUGGAAGGGCCUGAUCUCCCAGAUCCUGCUCCCUGUCCUGUUCGUGAUGUUUGCCAUGGGCUUGGGUUCCAUCAAGAACGACCUGCAGAACUAUCCUGAGUUGGAGCUCAGCCCUGCACUCUACAACAUCGGACCAAGCUACUCUUUCUUCCGUAACAAGAAUCCAGACUCCAGCCGACUGGUGGACACCAUGAUGUCAUUCCCGGGAAUCGAUAACGACUGCCUCCACAAGUCCAGUAACCCGGUCUGCACAAGAAGCACAAACAACUGGAGAUCCAGCGGGAACAGCUCCAAACCAUUUAGUAUCUGUAAAUGCACCAAGCAGAAACAGGUUUGUGAUGAGCCCAGCUUCCAGCCACCCCAUAAGAAGAUCCCCUCCUCCCAGAUUGUGUAUAACCUAAGUGGUAUCAAUGUGGAGGACUACCUGGUGGUCACAGCAAAUGACUUCAUAAGGAACAGGUAUGGUGGGUUUGACUUUGGUAUGCAGCUCCCUCCUGACUUACAAAUGGAUCUUACAGCAGUGCCCAAAAACCGUACGCUAUCUAAGGUCUGGUUCAACCCUGAGGGCCACCACACAAUGCCAGCCUACUUAAACAGCCUCAACAACAUCAUCCUACGCUCUAAGCUUCCAGCACACAAGGAUCCACGUAAAUACGCCAUUUCAGUUUCCAGUCACCCCUACUUUGGCCGGGCGGAUGAUGAAGAUUCAAUCGUCCAGGGAAUGCUCCAGAUCCUUGUGGCUAUGUGUGUGCUGACAGGUUAUUCAAUCACAACAGCCAGCUUUGCCAUCUAUGAAGUCAACGAGCACCACAGCGGCUCCAAGAGGCUCCAGCACAUAGCUGGCAUCAGUGAGCCCUUCUACUGGGCUGUUAACUUCUUUUAUGACAUGGUCGUCUAUAUGAUUCCUGUCACUCUGACUGUCGGGGUGAUUGCAGCCUUCCAGCUUCCAACAUUCACAGAUCGUCAAAAUCUGGCCGCUAUCGCCCUGCUUCUGGUGCUCUUUGGGUUUGCUACCUUCCCCUGGAUGUAUCUCUUGUCAGGUAUCUUCAAGGAUGGAGAGAUGGCUUUCAUCAUCUAUGUGUGCAUCAACCUCUUCAUCAGUGUCAACACCAUCAUAUCCACCUCCAUCCUCUACUUUCUGAGUCAAAUUUCAAGGCACCACCCUGAGACCAUCCUGGCCACUUUUGAACAGCUGAGCUACGCCUUCCUAAUCUUCCCCCAGUUUAACUUUGGAAAUGGGCUGAUGAAACUGGCCCGCAUGAACAUAAAGGUCCAGCUCCUCAGUGGCUAUGGCAUUGAUGCCUAUGAGAACCCAUUCUCCGUAGACGGCCUCGGCUGGAUGUUCAUCGCCUCCUUCAUCCAAGGCGUGGUCUUCUUCACCCUGCGCCUCCUGCUCAACAAGUUUCUCAUGCGCAAAGUCAGGCAUUUCAUAUUGGGUAGAAAGACGGUGCCCCGGGUGGCUCGUGAGGAUGAGGAUGAGGAUGUAGCAAAUGAGCACCUACGGGUGUCCACUGGAGCAGCAAGUUCAGACAUUCUGCAGGUCAACCAGCUCACUAAGGUUUAUCAGCACCUCAACAAGAAGGUCUACGCUGUCAAGAGACUCUCUGUGGGCAUUCCUGCAGGAGAGUGCUUUGGUCUGUUGGGGGUGAAUGGAGCAGGAAAAACAACCACCUUCAAGAUGCUGACUGGAGAUGUUAGCCCCACUGAUGGCACAGCACAGAUCAAGGACUGGGAUGGGCGGCUGGUAGACAUCAUGGAGUGCCGUAACGAGGGAAUUAACAUCGGCUAUUGUCCCCAGGUGGAUGCACUGGACAGUCUACUCACUGGAGAAGAGCACUUGUACUUCUACGCUCGCAUUCGUGGCAUCUCAAAGAACGAGAUAGACAAGGUGGUGAACUACUUACUGAAGAGGCUGCAGCUGAACUACCAUAGAAACGUCAUCACUGAUGGAUACAGUUGUGGCACCCGCAGGAAACUCUCCACAGCACUGGCUCUCGUUGGACAUCCACAAAUCUUGCUCCUGGAUGAGCCAAGCUCUGGCAUGGACCCUCGCACCAAGCGACACCUCUGGAGAAUCAUCUCUGAAGAAGUGAAAGGAAAAUGUGCCGUGGUCCUCACCUCUCACAGCAUGGAGGAGUGUGAGGCACUGUGCAGCCGUCUUGCCAUCAUGGUGAAAGGUCAAUUCCGUUGCCUGGGCUCCCUGCAGCACAUUAAGAACAGGUUCGGCAGCGGGUUCACUGUGAAGAUGUACUUGGCCAACGCUGUCGGUGAUGCAGAGGCAAUCACUGGCUUCAUGCAGCGCCGAUUCCCCAGCACUUAUCUCAAGGACCAGCACUCAAAUAUGGUGGAAUACCAUGUUCCAGUUGCACCAGGAGGGGUGGCUGACAUCUUCGACCAGUUGGAGUCCAACAAGAAUGCUCUGCAGAUUAAACACUUCUCUGUGAGCCAGACCACACUGGACGAGGUCUUCAUAAACUUCGCCUUGGGGAACACUGGCAUGGAAACCAUACCAAUUCACAGUGAGGAAGACUGCGACGACUUGGGCUCGAUUAAGGCAGUACAAACGUAG
This is a messenger RNA of Scomber japonicus (chub mackerel), 13446 nucleotides long. RefSeq names its product ATP-binding cassette, sub-family A (ABC1), member 12 (gene abca12). Gene Ontology annotation, biological process: lipid transport; transmembrane transport. The record is from RefSeq and is a predicted model, not a curated record. NCBI's taxonomy places the organism in Eukaryota, Metazoa, Chordata, Actinopteri, Scombriformes, Scombridae. The transcript is spliced from 70 exons. Gene Ontology annotation, molecular function: ATP binding; ATP hydrolysis activity; lipid carrier activity. Gene Ontology annotation, cellular component: membrane; intracellular membrane-bounded organelle. Bases 1 to 13446 code for a protein of 4481 amino acids.